AUGUUGCUUAACGAGUUCGAGAUGGAGUAUAAUGACAGUUUCCUGAUAAACAUCAACGACACCUCAUUGAACGCUGCCGGUGCAACAAUUGUUUCACCAGUCUUGAUGUUCCUUGCGGGCGUGGGUGGAAACAUCUUGGCUCUCAUCAUUCUUUACAGUCGACGCAACGACGUGAGAACAAUCAAAUUUUACCAUCUAAUCAAAGGACUAGUGUGGACAGAUUUACUGGGCAUAUUGUUUACCACGCCUUCCGUGUUUGCUUCGUAUUUUAACAAUCGACAAUGGGUCGGCGGCGAUGUUCAUUGUCGCCUGCAUGGACUAGUGAUGGCAUGCUUCGGAAUGGCUACACCUUUCAUUAUAUGUGCAAUGGCUUUUGAAAGAUUUCUAGCAUUAAAAUAUGUGUUCUUUUAUUCAAGUCGCUUUACAUCGGGAAUCGCAAAGGGAUGCAUUUUAGCAGUGUGGAUCUUUGUCUUCACAUACUGUAUAUUACCCUUUAUAGGUUUCGGAAAAUUUGAAAAACAAUAUCCAGGUACCUGGUGCUUUUUCGAUUUUCAUUCAUCAAAGAUCGAUGAAAAGAUAUAUGGAUACAUCUACGCGAGUAUCAACCUGCUUCUAAUACUCCUCAUGAUAACCUGCAAUGCCCACGUGGUCUAUACCUUAGCGAGGACGCGAUUUAAACGAAGAUAUACGCCGAACAGAAGGGAAAGUGCUGUGAUGUCACACAUGGCAUUAACCGAACAAGAGGUUCUGGUAUCUGUCUCGCGACAUAUGAGGAAGCGAUCACGAGACCUGGAAAUCCACAUGAUAGUGUUUCUGUGUGCACUGACGUCUGUAUUCACCAUAUGCUGGGCACCGUUCAUGGUGCACAUCAUGUCCACACUUAUAACUGGAAAACAACACCUUCUGCUCGACCUUGCUGCAGUACGACUUGCCAGUUUGAACCAGACCCUGGAUCCUUGGCUGUAUAUAUUGCUAAGACGUUCUUUAAUCGUAAACGUACGGAUUUAUUUCUGCAAGUUAACAAUGACGAAUGUUCUUCUAAUGGGCGUAGAAAAACGCUUCACGAAAGGAAAGAAGAGUCUAGACGAUCCAACUUUUAAGGGGUCAUGGUAUGAUGGCUUCAAAAAAAGGUGGCCUGCCAUCCACCUUGCUAAGCCAGAGCGCCUUGGGUUGUGUGCUGGACCAGUGAUUUUCACUCUGUAUAUAUCGGCCCUUAACAAGGUGGUUCAGAAGUAUCCAGCUGAUUUGUAUGGCUAUGCAGACGACCACAAGAUUGCCUUCAAGAUUCAGGCAGGAAAUCAUGAAAAUGAAGCAUACGUUCUACAACAACUUGAUUAG
Dreissena polymorpha is the source of this 1338-nucleotide messenger RNA. Its product is annotated as prostaglandin E2 receptor EP4 subtype-like. Gene Ontology annotation, cellular component: plasma membrane. Gene Ontology annotation, biological process: inflammatory response; adenylate cyclase-activating G protein-coupled receptor signaling pathway; positive regulation of cytosolic calcium ion concentration. Bases 1 to 1338 code for a protein of 445 amino acids. The record is from RefSeq and is a predicted model, not a curated record. Lineage: Eukaryota; Metazoa; Mollusca; Bivalvia; Myida; Dreissenidae. Gene Ontology annotation, molecular function: thromboxane receptor activity. The transcript has 5 exons.